This is a messenger RNA of Siniperca chuatsi (mandarin fish), 2525 nucleotides long. RefSeq names its product cellular communication network factor 5 (gene ccn5). The record is from RefSeq and is a predicted model, not a curated record. NCBI's taxonomy places the organism in Eukaryota, Metazoa, Chordata, Actinopteri, Centrarchiformes, Sinipercidae. Gene Ontology annotation, cellular component: extracellular matrix; extracellular region. Gene Ontology annotation, molecular function: integrin binding; heparin binding. Gene Ontology annotation, biological process: cell adhesion; signal transduction. The coding region runs from base 93 to 1151 and encodes 352 amino acids. The transcript is spliced from 5 exons.
AAUGAGCAGUUAGCAAACAGCUGCACUGGUCGCACCACACUGCCACACAGGUUAGUGAGACAGACUGAGCUCCAUCAGCAACACAAGCCCCCAUGGACCGACUGCUGUGUGACUGUGUGAUAGCUCUGGCUGUACUGCUGUGUGUGGCUACACAGGUGUUGUGCCAGGUGUGUGACAGGCCCUGCCUUUGCCCUGGACCUGCCCCCCGGUGCCCCUCAGGAGUCCCACUGGUGCUGGAUGGCUGCCGGUGCUGCCAGGUGUGUGCUCGGCAGCAAGGCGAGCCCUGCACAGAGAUGUUUCCCUGCGACAGCCAGAGAGGACUGCAGUGCGACUACAGCGCCAGCUUCCCCGGAGACCCUGGGGAGUGUGUCAGUCAGGAGGAUCUGGGAUGUGAAGUCAACGGCAUCACUUACCAUGAGGGCCAGUCGUUUCAGCCCUCCUGUGACACUUACUGCCACUGCAGAGGUGGAGGGGUGAGCUGUGUGCCAGCUUGCCCUCUGAAUGCCCGUCUUCCCACUCCAGACUGUCCCAACCCACAACACAUCCGGCUACCAGGGAAAUGCUGCAAGGAAUGGGUGUGUGAAAACCUCGAGAACACAGUCAUUCAGGAUGUCAUCACAGCCAUGAGACCCACCAGGUUGUGGCCAGCUCUCCCAAGGGAUCAUCCUCUCAACAAACUAGUCCCACCUGCGUCCACCUGUAUAGAGCAGAGCACCCAGUGGAGUGCCUGUUCCCAGAGCUGUGGGGCAGGGGUCUCCACACGGGUUUCUAACCAGAACCCAGCCUGCAAGCUGCAAAUGGAAACUCGGCUUUGUAAAGUGCGGCCUUGCCAUACAGUUCAGCCUGCGUCAAGGAAACCCAUGUGGGGAAGGCAGAGGCGGUGCAAGGCCAGCUACACAUCACCGGGGCCCAUUCGGCUCGUUCACCAGGGCUGCUACAGCACUCAUGCCUACCAGCUCCGAUACUGUGGACUGUGCACAGACUCUCGCUGCUGCACACCUUAUCAAACCACCACUGCUGAGGUGACCUUCCGCUGCCCCACCGGCAGACUGCUACAGCGAGCUGUGAUGAUGAUCCACUCAUGUGUUUGUCAUAACAACUGCCCCUACUCACCUUACAGUAACCCUGCUCUGUGGGGAUACAGGCCCUGAUACAGGCCCUGAUUGGCCCGUAUGAGCACUGAUUCAUUCAGAAGACUUCACUGACUGAUUCGAGGGCCGGACAGUGAGAAAAACAUUAUAUACCACCAGGCGUCCUCCAUUCAAUGGACCUUGAAAGAGAAAAUUAGAACUGUAGAUAAAAACUGUGAUUGAGUUGUGAUGAACGUUGACCUUCACACAUGUACAAUCUGCACUUCUUCACAACUCCUUUAUACUCCUACACCUUGGGAAGCCAUUAUACUGGUGGUUUUGACCUUAUCGAUGAAUCAAAAUGAUUUGGCAUCUAGAGAAAGCAUGCAAGCAAACUUAAUUACUGUAUAUAGCAGUUUUUAACACAGAUGCUACAAAGUGCUUUAUGGGAAGAAGACAGGGGAAAGAGGGACAUAUAAGAGACAGAGAAAAUAUAUAAAACAAGGGGAAAUAAGUGUAUAACCCACAAAGUAAAAGUUAUAGAACUAAGAAAACAAGUGGGCUGUAAAGAUUCUUGCAUUUUUUGAACUCGGCAGCUCACACCAAAACAAUCUAGAUGGAUAAAUAGCACUACAGGUAAGAGGGAAAAUAUGUAUUUUUGAUUUUGGGGUGAACUGUCCCUUUACAAAAGAUGCACUGAUUUGUCUUUUCUGAGACUUUUCCUCUUAGAGGUCAGAGGUCACAACAACUCCUUUAAGUACAGAGGUGUCAUGUAAUGCCUUGUCUGAAGAGAAACUAAAAAUGGUGAGGCUGCUGAACAAGCAUAGUAGUCAAGGCGUGCUGCAAUAAAAGCAUGUUCGACUUUUUCCAAAUAUUUGGGCUGAAGUUGGGCAAGCUGAUUCUUGCAAUAUUCCUUAUUUGGAAAAAGCAGGACUGAACUGGUCUUAUGGAUCUCAAAAUGUAGGUUGGGAUCAGAAGUAAUCCCUAGAUUUUUUUUUACACUGGGUUAAAAAUUGUCCCAAUUAAAUUUGAGUAAUUUUGCAUAACCGUAUCUGGGUCAAGAAAAAUAAUUUCUUGUAAUUCAAACAUUUUUUCUAACCUAAACUAUGAAUUGAGGACAAUUAGCCAUGAUGUUAAUUUGGUCAUAACGAUAGUUUUAAAGACAGAUUUUCACUGCUAACCACCCAACCAUAUGUCUUUAAGAGCAAAUUUCAAUGGUUUAAAAAUAUGUUUGUUUGAUUUAUGCCACAGAAUGACCCCAACCUUUGUGUUGACAGAUAUUGUUUCCUGACGUGAGCAAUGCAACUUUUAACUUGUACAGUUUUGUUUGUGUGUUUGUAGUCAGAUGACAUUGCACUUAUUUCUUCAUUUUCUGUUUUGUUGUAAAUAAUCCUGGACAGGUGUCUCUUAUAUAUAGUGUUUUUUUUUUUCAAUAUCCUGCAUUUUUACUCUCAA